This is a messenger RNA of Symbiodinium sp. CCMP2592, 2298 nucleotides long. NCBI's taxonomy places the organism in Eukaryota, Dinophyceae, Suessiales, Symbiodiniaceae. The record is from the annotation of a GenBank genome assembly.
AUGUCUGACUUCCAGCUUUUGCAUCUGCCCUGCGACGCACACAAAGGUGCGACCUGCGUAAAAGCCUGUUUGGGGGCCGUCGAGUCCGAGGUGUCUGGACUCAUCAACAGCUCCUUGGCGCUGGGGGAAUUGGGGGUAUUGCAGCGCCUUCGCGAUCUGCUGACAGCGUUGCUGUUCAACAACCUCGAAAUCUACCAGACAGAGCCCCCUCAUGAUCAGAGCCUCACUGAUUACAGAAGAGCGGUUUACGAUCGUUUUAUGCCACUGCAGGGCGACAAAUGUAUCCUCAACCAGAAGCGUCGCAAGAUUUUGGAAACGAUGCUGAAUGGCGACUUGCGACAAGCAGAGUUGCAGCACUAUUGCCCGCUCGGGGCAAUGUGCUGUGCAAAUGAUACGCAGCAAACAAUGUCCAACAUGGCGCUGUACGUGAGCUGGGCACUUUUGCCUUGCCAGCAGGCGACCAUAUCCAGAAAAAACUGGAUCGGUCAGACAGAUGCCAUGAAUUGGACUGGAGUCCUUGAGUCGCACCACGGCCUCUACAGCAGGCUGCUCCUCAUGUAUUUUGGAACUCCGAAAGUCGUCAACCCUUCCCGAGGCCAAGCUGCCACAGAAGCCGCCCCUGUUUCGGACGAUGAGGAUGGUAUGCAAGACUGGAAGCAAGCCUUGAUGGACGAGCUGAGCAGCGCUCCCGCUCCGGCCGACCCACAGGUUGUUCCAGAAGUCCAUGCAGACGGAGCAGGUCCAGAAGCUGCUCCAGAGGUUGAUUUCGCUCAAGCUCAAGCUUCUCGAGACAAUGACGAUUUAUGGAAAGAAAUGAAGCAGAUGCGGCGGCAAUCGGCACAGGCUUAUGCUGCUUCCAGACCCUACAAUAAGCUGUACAUCAUGAGCGAGACACUUGGGCCCCUCCAUGUGUUCAUGUCACAGAUCUUGAAAAAGAGCGGUGGCCAGUGGGAGAGCAAGCAGGCUGCGAAACAAGCUCGUGGCGAGCCGCGCACAUUCCUGCUGUUGGAAGCAGCACGGCAGCAAGAGGUCCAGCAGGCAAUGACUGAUCUGUUGGAUAUUCUUCCAACCACCCCUCUUGGUGCUCAUCUGGAGACAUUUACGUGUGUUCAUCGUGCUUUGAGAUUCGCAAUGACGGCUUCGGGCAUGUGUUCCUUACAUGGCCUCAUUCGCUUUGCUCGGCAGAAUCUGCCGUACCAGGCGUUUCAUCUCGUGGCGGAAGAUGUCAGUGACGAAAAGCUUUCGGAAUGUGCACAGCGGCUGCUGGACACUCCUCGAUGCCUGUUCGAUGAGUUUUGGAAUGGUUUCUCCCGCCGCUACCCCAGCAAGUCGGCUCUGCUCAGUGCAGAAUGCAGAGGCCUGCUGCAAUGCAUCGCAGCGAUAGCUGCAGUCGACGUGUGCUCGAUUGAGUCGAGCCAUUCCUCCACACGGGAAUUCGCACAGCUGAGAAGCCGGGGAUGGACAUCCUCGCUGGAAGAGGUAGCGUCGCGUUGGGUCCUUUUGCAACGGAAGCGCCGCAACAAGGGCACCUCAUCUGCCGCCAAUCGGCAGAACAAGAAGAAGCCACAGCCCGAUUCUGCUGAAAAGAAACGGCGCACUGGAACAGUGUCAGCAUGGAACGCAUUUAUGCAUUUUCACGGCCGUGGUCUGCCUCCGGAUGCAGGUCGGCACUCUGCCAGGCUGAGUGCAAUUUUCCGGUCUUUGACAGAUGAGGAGAGGCAGAAGUAUGUGGCUGCAGCAGAGGGGGGAUCGGCUGCAGUGCGCAUGGGCUUCCCUGCUUUUGCAACUGCGAAAACGAGCAAGGAGAAACGUCAAGAGAAGCGGCAUAAGUCCUCGCAGCGAGGUGUGUCUGCCGGGCAUAGCCUUGCAGCUCCUAUGUUGCUUCCUGGGCAGCAGGUGCCAGGACCUGCUGGAGGUGCUAUUGUGGCAGUGCCUCCGGCCCACCUGGAUGUCGUGGGUGGUCAAGUCACGCAGCAUCUCCGACAGACUUUUCCAGAUCUUUAUCAGGAGUUCCUUGCAGGUCUGAAGAAGCCAGAAGAUGAAUUGGACUUGAACGAACAGGAACUUGAUUCUCUUUGUAAAUUCAGGGCCACAGUGGAUUUCCUUGAUGUGCCAGUGGCGAAGACAUGGGAACGAGAUGGUCAUUCCCAGCUGCGACAGAAUUUGUCGGCCCAUCCUGUGUCCAGUUUGGUGCGUGGUCUUGUGUGGAAUCCGCCCACAGAGAAGGCCGUCGAGGCAGGUGGGCUGUGUCCGGUGUGUCUGGGCUUGGACGGCUUGGUCGGUUUCAGUUGCACAUGA